AAAUUCGAACUUCAGGCUCCCUCCUCCUCCUCCUCCUCCUCCUGUCUUUCUGCUUCUGUGUUGUGAAGUUUGCAUUCGGUCUGUGAGGGAACUAGAUAAAGAGAGGGGUCAGAAUCGAUCAUGUGAUGGUAGAUAAUAACAUGUUUCUCACGUAGGUUCAUUGUUCAGCUUCAGUGACGGAUUGAGAGACAUGGACAUGAGCUGCAGUGACUGGAUGUCAGCGCUUCCCGAGGAGCUGUGGGAUAUUCCUCUGACUAACCUGGCCAUACCUGGUACACUCAAUAUUUUUCUUGAGCUAUUAGCCUAAACAUUAAAAAAAGACAGUCAUUCGCUGUGAUCAUUUGAACUUUGUGGUUUUAGCCUGAAGAAGGUGAAUAAUUUAAGGAAAGUUGUUGUAUGUCUUAGUUUUAAACUGUUUUCUUACCCUCUUAGUACAUUUUAGUUUUAUUUCCUAUCUCUCGAUUACAUAAAUGCAACACAAACUUAAUCGAUUCAGGUUUGUUUAUGAGAUUAAGCUAGAAAAUAUGAUGCAUUACAAUUCAAUCAAUUAUUAAACUUUUACAUCUUCCUUAAGUCUGAAAAGUUUUGUACAUGUAUGAAAAAAGAGACUUUUUUGAGUCAUUUGCUGGUCAAAAGACAGUCUUAAUAGCCUACUUCAAUUGUUUGCUCAAAUGAAAUGAUCAUAUGUCACACAGCCUUUCUCCUUCUGCCUUUUCAGUCAGUUAAGAAGAAUUUAUCAAGGAUGUCAAACUAAGAUGAAAUUAUAGACCUGGACUACAUUACUGGACAUACACAGUCAUUAAGAUCAUGAAAAGCAAGAUUUAUUUGAAGGAAUAGAAACACAAUUCUCUAACUACAGUUUAAUUACAUAUAAGUCUUUAAGUAGUAAAAGUAUAGACCCCCAAAUCCCCAAAAAGUUGGGAUUCUGUGUAAAAUAUUGUUUAAAAAGAGUUGAAGUGUAUGCAGAUUUUUUAAAAGCCUGAAUUUAAUUGGAAAAUCUGCCAAGACAACAUAUAAAAUGUUGAAUAACAAUAAUAAAAAAAACAAAUGUUAUAUUUGAUGCCAGUGAUAUUUUUUGUUAAGUUGGGAUAAGGACAAUAAAAUACAGAAAAAAGUAUUGUAAUGCUUAAUAAAAUAUUUCUAUUAUUAUGAACAAUACACAAAGAGUCCUAAGUCUUGGAGCUGUAGACACUUUUACAGUUGUGAGUCAGUAUAAAAUUAGAUGUGUCUUAAUUUGUAGGUAGCCACGAUGCCAUGAGUUACUGUCUGGACAUAAACUCACCUCUGGUCCCAUCUGAGUCAGACUUUUUCAGACUCCUGGAUAGACUCUUUUACUGCUUCACCAGACCUGCCAUCUUUAAAUGGGCAACAACACAGGUAAGCCAGAUGAGAAAAAAAAAAAUUCACUCAGUUCUUUGCAUGGUUUUCUCAGAUUGUCAGAAGGUAGAGGUGAAAUACCUGGUACAUCUAUAUGCUGCAGUUCCCGAUUUAACAUGAGACAUGUGUGAUCAGGUUGUAUCUAGCAUUGCCUUCACUUUUUAGAGUUAAUAAGGGGUGUUAUUAAGUUUUACCAAUCAGAGUCAAGUAUUCAGCACAGCUUCAUAAUUGAUAAAAAGCUGGCAGAUGUUUUGUCACACACCUCUUUAGAGUGUUUCAUUGGUACAAGUAUCUUCAGCAAGGUUUUAUGAAUCCUUUAAGGACAAAAGCAUUGAUGAGCAGCUGACGAUGGGGAUCAGGUUCUUCGAUCUUCGUAUUGCACACAAACCCAAUGACUCCUCAAAGGACCUGUACUUCACACAUGUCCUUUACACACACCUCACAGUUCUGGUAAGUGCAACACUUUAAAACAAGUCUUAAUGUGGGAUACUACAGUAGAUUCAUGAUCAUUUUCUUCUUUGCAGGAAACUCUGUCGUCUGUGGCCACUUGGCUGGACUCCCACCCGAAGGAGAUCAUCAUCCUCGCCUGCAGCCACUUUGAAGGAAUUGACGAUAGUCUUCAUCAUUCAUUCAUUUUCUCCUUAAAGAAGCUUUUUGGCUCAAAGCUUUGCCCCAAAACAGUGAGUUUUCUACCUGUGCACCUGAUAUACAGUAUAAUAAACAGCCAAGUGCUUCACACACCCUGACCUGUCCUCCACAGGAGUCUGCCCCAACCCUGAGGAGUCUGUGGGCGUCUGGCUACCAGGUCAUCCUGUCCUAUGAGUCCCAGAUUGCAGCCAGACAUAAGGAGCUGUGGCCUGCUAUCCCGUACUGGUGGGCCAACAAGCGCACAGCUCAGGGAGUGAUAAAUUACCUGGACUGGAACAAAGAGCUGGGGCGUCCAGGUCAGUUUUAUUCACAAUUUGGCCCAACUAUGAUCCAGCUUCCCGGUUAUCCUCUAAGCUUUGUCAUUUUUUUCCUCCAGAGGGUUUCUUUGUCUCUGGCUUGAACCUGACCGCCGACAGAUUUUUCAUCACAGAGAACCCGAAACAGUCCCUGAGGACGCUGACUUUCAGUAACUGGGACUGUCUGAAGACAUGGCUGGAAGAGCAGACACCUGGGCCAGACCCAGGGAGCUUGAACAUAAUCGCAGGAGACUUUGUGGGUCCACUUCCCCUCUGCUCCCUGGUCAUUAAACUGAACCAAAAACUUCUACAGAGGAAAGUUUUUAGAUGAGAAAAAUACAUGAUUAUUUCUGUUAUGAUACCAAUGGGAACCCAGAAUAUCCACUAUAUACCUCAUUUUUUAUAUCUGUCAACUUUUAUUAUACACUGUGUUACAAGAGUGGGCGUAGCCUGAAAAGUGAAACCAGUGAAGAAAUGUCUUUAACUUGCAGUCUUUGUAAUGGCCAGUAGAUGGUGACUCCACUGGCUUAAGGGAAAAUGGGAGGUUUGUUUUUUACUGUUUAUAGCGAAUAGUGAGUCUGAUUCAAGACAGAUUAAUGUUCAUUCCAUUAUGAUUUAACACCUGAUAAAACUGGACUUGUAUUGGAGAGGUGCUACUUUCUGCUUGACAAGUUGUCACCAAAUGGUGGCCUGAAGAAGAUCCUGCUCAGCAUUAGAUUGGGGCGUAAGACAAUCAGAUUGUUAUGGCUGUAAGUUGUCUGUGCCACCCCCUUACUUUUGUCCUCCCUAGCUAGCAGAGAAGACGGGGAACUGAGAUAAAACAUAAUGAGCACUGAAAUGAGAGUAAUUAAACUUUGAAUAACCUUGGG
Xyrichtys novacula (pearly razorfish) is the source of this 3190-nucleotide messenger RNA. The record is from the annotation of a GenBank genome assembly. NCBI's taxonomy places the organism in Eukaryota, Metazoa, Chordata, Actinopteri, Labriformes, Labridae.